Molecule: messenger RNA, 1638 nt
Organism: Hyaloscypha bicolor E
Lineage: Eukaryota; Fungi; Ascomycota; Leotiomycetes; Helotiales; Hyaloscyphaceae
Product: MFS general substrate transporter
Exons: 8
Coding region: 1-1638 (545 amino acids)
Biological process (GO): transmembrane transport
Molecular function (GO): transmembrane transporter activity
Source: RefSeq, a predicted model, not a curated record
AUGGCUUCCGAUUUGAAGGUUGAGCAGCCGCAGAGAUACCAUCUGCAUCACAGCCAUGCUCACGAAGAAGAUGUUCCAGGGACCGUCAAUCUCUCAGCUGCUGAUGGAGACGAUGUCUUCUACGGACAAGCUCUCUUCCCUGUCCCAGCCGAAGAUCCCAACGAUCCGCUGCAAUGGGAGAAUUGGAAAAAGACGAUGAUCCUUAUUGUCUGCUCAGCGUACUCAUUUUUGGGUAAUUCGGCUUUGGUCGGGCCUGCUGUUUACAUUGGGAUUUAUGCCGAGGAGUUCAACAUCACGCCUUCCACGGCCUCGGGCUUGAUCUCUUAUCCAAAUUUGGCUUUUGGAUUUGGUUCACUUGUGCUGGUACCGCUCUAUCUGAAGAUUGGGAGAAGACCUGUAAUGCUUAUGUCACUUGUUUGUUUCCUUGCUGGCUUGAUUGGUGCUUCUCAAUCAAAGACUUAUCCAGCUUUGAUGGGUACUCGAGUUCUGCACGCAUUCGGCUCAGGAGUCUGCGAGGCACUUCCCGUACAACUCGUCAACGACAUCUUCUUCCUCCACGAGAGAGGCAAGAGAAUUGGAUAUUACACAGUAUGUCUCUGUCUCGGCGCCACUGGUCCACUCUACGCCGGCUACAUGUUAGCAGGAGGUUACUCCUGGCGCCUCUACUUCUACGUCGAAAUUGCCUUCGCCGGUGUUCUCCUCAUCAUUGCCUUCUUUGUCGUCGAAGAAACAAUGUAUGACCGCAAGUCCAUGGUUUCAACCAUUGCGCCGACUGCCGAAAAUGGAAGCACAUCCGAUUCCAAAGAAGUCCACACCCAGCAUACCGAGAACGAGAACCACAUCACUGCAAUCCCAGACCGUAAAUCGUUUAUCAGCACACUAAAGCCGUGGAGCCACAUCGAUCACGAGGCUGAGUUCUUCAUGACUAUGAUUCGACCAUUCAGUUACUUCGUUGUUCCUGCCGUAUUCUGGGUUAUCACGACUUACGGUAUAUAUAUCGGUCUCGGAGCGUUGGCAUUUAACUACACCUUCCCCAUGAAGAUCACCGCGCCCCCUUACUCCUGGAAGCAAGAAAACAGCGGCCUCAUCGCCGUCGCCAACGCCGUCGGGUUUCUCGGAGCCGUACCCCUGACCUUCACCUCCGACCGCCUCGCCGCCUACCUGACGCGAAAGAACAACCACAUCCGCGAAGCGGAGAUGCGACUUGGCGUCCUGUUCAUCCCCAUGCUGAUCGCUCCUGCAGGGCUCCUCGUCUACGGCAUGACCGCGCAACAUAACUUGCACUGGUUCGGGUACUUCGCCGGCGUGGCAAUGGUCAACUGGUCUGCGUUCUUCUACUUCUCCUUCACGCUCGCUUACGCUGUUGAUUCAUACACGGCGAACACGAGCGAGAUGCUUAUCGCGAUGAACCUCGGGAAGCAGGCGAUCAGCUUCGGGAUGGGUCUUUACUUGCUGGAUUGGAUUUUGCUGAGGGGGUAUGCGGUUGUUAUUGGGGGGAUCUUUGUGUCUGUGUUGUUGGCGAAUAAUUUGGCGCUGUUUAUCUUUAUCUUCUUUGGGAAGAGGAUUAGGGUUGUUACUAGCAGGACGUGGUUGGGCGGGAUGCACCAGAAGACAGCAGGGCAGGUCAUGACGCAUUAG